Molecule: messenger RNA, 1161 nt
Organism: Arabidopsis thaliana (thale cress)
Lineage: Eukaryota; Viridiplantae; Streptophyta; Magnoliopsida; Brassicales; Brassicaceae
Product: Galactose oxidase/kelch repeat superfamily protein
Exons: 1
Coding region: 1-1161 (386 amino acids)
Source: RefSeq, marked reviewed
AUGAUGAAUCCACCGGUUGAUUUGCCUUAUAUUCCGGAUGACUUACUUUUGAACUGCUUAGCCCGAGUCUCGAGAUUGUACUACCCGAUUCUCUCCUUGGUUUCCAAGAGAUUCCGUUCUCUCGUGGCAUCGCUUGAGCUUUAUGAGAUCAGAAAGCUCUUAGGACACAGGGAGAAGUGUCUUUAUCUGAACUUACGUUUCAGUUCUGAAUCUGAGCCGCGUUGGUUCACUUUAUGCCGAAGACCAACUCGAAGCCCUAACCCUAAUUUCAACUCAGGAUGGUUCGCUUCUUGCUUUAUACCACACACUAUGAAGAAAGAGAAGAAGUCAAGUGACAACAAUCUCAUGGUCCCAGUCCCAACUUCCAAUUUUAUUACUCCUCCGUCUGAGUUGACUCGUAUCACCAAUGGUUCUAAUAUCUAUAUUGUUAGAGUAUUCACCAACGGUGCGUUCUCGUCUAGGUUCUUGUUCAUGGACUGUCGGUCUCACACCUUGCAUGAAGUUCCAAGAAUGGAUAAGACCAAAAAGAAACCCUUCAUGAUUAGGGUUCUUGAUGGGAAAAUAUAUGUAAUAGAAGGCUGCAAAAAUCCCGAUUACUCGAAUUUGAUCGAGCGUUUCGAUCUCAAAACCCAAACAUGGGAGCAUGUGCCAAGCCCUAGCGCGGAGAUACGUGGUAGUUAUAUAACAGGAAGUUUAGUCUAUGACGGAAAGCUUUACCUGUUUGGGGAUAAACGUGUGGUUUACAAGCCCAAAGAAAAUAAAUGGGAUGUGGUAGGAUUGGAGAUGCCUUUACGUUGGACUCCCUCUUAUAUAUCUUGCGUAGUAGAUAACGUAAUCUACUCUUACGGAAGAUCUAGAGUGCUCAUGUGGUACAACACAGAGGAAAGAUUGUGGAGAUAUUUGAAGGGUUUGAAAAAACUUCCUAAACUACCAAAGGAUUGUACUUGUGUUAGACUGUUGGGUUAUAGUGGAAAGGUUGUGGUUUUGUGGGAGAAGAAUGUGGGUGGUGGAGACCCUCAGAAGAAGAUGAUUUGGUGUGCUGAGAUUGCGCUUGAAAGGCGCAGUGCAAACAAGAUUUAUGGGAAGAUUGAGUGGUGUGAUGUUGUGCUUACAUUGCCCAGGUCAUGUUCUUUAUUGAAUUUUGCGGCUGUUACUGUUUGA